Molecule: messenger RNA, 2121 nt
Organism: Exophiala aquamarina CBS 119918
Lineage: Eukaryota; Fungi; Ascomycota; Eurotiomycetes; Chaetothyriales; Herpotrichiellaceae
Exons: 3
Coding region: 1-2121 (706 amino acids)
Biological process (GO): positive regulation of transcription by RNA polymerase II
Cellular component (GO): nucleus
Molecular function (GO): transcription cis-regulatory region binding; DNA-binding transcription factor activity
Source: RefSeq, a predicted model, not a curated record
AUGUCAAAUAUCUUGAUUGAAGAUCGGUCUGUGCCUGUGCCUCACUUUAACAACCCGUUGAAAAAUGCAAGCCCGCCGUUUGCAACCAUUCCUCCACCACUUCUUCCGUCGCCUCAUUCUAUCUCAGCCACGCCACCCGCCAGCAGCAGGCCGUAUCCUCUUUCAAAUUCGGAUUUCCCUCUGUUUGGUGUGAGCCCGAAUUACAAUCUGUUCGCCGCACAGCCUACACCACCGACAACGGGCCCAGCUACCGGUAACAGUCUACCACCCUUUCGAUAUAGUCCAAAUGCGUCGCUGGAUCAAGAUCAUUAUGGAUCAACCGACCACCCCACCGCCAAAUUACUCCGAGGCCAACCACAGUAUACGCCUUCGGAGAUAUCUUUGGAUUACUCUCUCAAUGACGACUAUUUUGACCUCGACAUUGAUACAUAUUAUGCUAAUGGCAACAAUGCUUGUGGAUUCAUUCCUGGUCUUCCGGUCAUCGCGACCGACGCUAGUGAACCCGAAACGGAGGAAGACUUUCUGACCAGCGAGUACGCUUCAGUGAGUGGAAGAUCAUCGAUACACGAUAGCGAAGGACGUCGCAAGCGUACCGAAUACAGCCAGAAAUACUUGAAUGAACGGGCGACAGAGUUGACCUGCCUGACCCGACAUUUUGUUCAGGCAAUAUCUCCGUGGAUGGACCUUUUUGAUCUCGACACCUAUUUCAGCCGCAUCGUCCCGGUCAAAGCGGUCCAAAAUGUCAUGUUGCGCUCCGCCAUGGCCGCUGUUGCUGCAAAUCAGAUUGGACAACUGUUGGCCAAUAAAACGCCCAGGGAUGGAUUGGCCCAUUUACUCCCCAUUAUAGGAAUCGAUGACGGUUCCACACAGCCCAAGGAUUGGUUUUACAAAGCCGCCAAUUAUUACGAUCGUGGAAUCUCGUACUUGAGAGUCUUCCUUCAACGCUGGCUGAAUAAUCCCGGGAAUGAUCAGACGGGUCUGACAAAUCAGUCCUCGCGGUACAACACCAUAAGAGCGUUGUCAGACUCCGGUUCCGCCGCCCCCGACAGCCGUAAACUCGGAACAUCAAAUAAGCGACGGCGUUUGCUUCAAGAAAGAUCGCCCGGAGGAGAUAUGGAGGCACUACUAGCCGCAAUAUCGGUGCUCUCGUUAUACGAGACACUUGAUUCGUCGACAGGUAAUUGGUCACAGCAUUUAGACGGGUUCAAAGCACUUCUAGAAACAAAAAUCCUCCCACAAGCAAUAUCAGCUCCCCACCCAAGAGGCGAUCCUUAUAUUUCCAUGAAAGCUGGGCGAGCCGCUUUCUGGAAUUUCGCAAGAGCAGAUUAUCUUGCUGCCUACGUCAAUCGUACCCAAACCAGACUCGAUACUGAGAACAUGACAAUGUGGAGGGCUGCAGGCUUGCCCAUCACCGAGAACGGAGUACUGACACAUGGUGAUGAUGAUGCAGCGAAUGGUGGCGUUGCAACUUAUCUCCCUAGCGAUCGAGAGGACGCGGUGUCUUGUAGUCUGAUUUGGAUAGUCCUGCGGGUUAUGAAUUUUGUGGCUCAAGGGGCCGCUCAGGCGUCUCCGAUACAAGUACGCAUUGCUCAAUGGAUGCAGUUGCGUCGGCAGUUGGAGGAAUGGUUCGACAACUUGCCGUUCACAUUCCAACCCUACGCUACCAUGAGCACCUCUCCGCAGACCGAUUCUGAGCAACCCGAAGAUCAUAAGAACAGGUUUGUCCGGCUGUUCUUCAGCGUCCCAAUGUGUGCUGCGGCGCUUCAACUUUAUCAUUUUGCCCAAAUUGUACUGCUCCCAAACCAGCCAGUCGAUGAAAGAGACAACAGCAACCUGGCAAAACGAAUUCAAAUGUUCAGGAAUGUUUCCGAAGCAUCUGACUAUCAUAGCCGCCAGAUAUGCGGCAUCGCGCUGGGAAAGCCUCCCCCAGCUGUAAGCCGACAGAUGGUUCAUUCAUUAUAUCUUGCCGGACUCUGCUUCGAAGAAAAUGAAGACAGAAAGGUGGUGUUGGAAUUGCUUCAGAAUAUUGAGAAGGAGACUGGCUCGUCGACUGCCCAGCGUGUGAGAGAUCUCAGAGAACAAUGGGGCUGGCAAGGCGAGGUUACUGAAAUCACGGAGUAA